Messenger RNA from Saccharomyces cerevisiae S288C, 1734 nucleotides. RefSeq names its product U2-type spliceosomal complex subunit CWC22 (gene CWC22). The record is from RefSeq and is marked reviewed. The coding region runs from base 1 to 1734 and encodes 577 amino acids. Gene Ontology annotation, molecular function: RNA binding. The transcript has a single exon. NCBI's taxonomy places the organism in Eukaryota, Fungi, Ascomycota, Saccharomycetes, Saccharomycetales, Saccharomycetaceae. Gene Ontology annotation, cellular component: nucleus; cytoplasm.
AUGUCUACCGCUACCAUACAGGAUGAAGACAUUAAAUUUCAGAGAGAAAACUGGGAAAUGAUAAGGUCACACGUUUCACCCAUAAUAUCCAAUUUAACAAUGGACAACUUACAGGAAUCGCACAGAGACUUAUUUCAAGUCAAUAUACUUAUUGGCCGCAACAUAAUUUGUAAAAAUGUUGUGGAUUUUACUCUGAACAAACAGAAUGGCAGGCUAAUCCCUGCUUUAUCCGCUUUGAUUGCCUUGCUAAAUUCUGAUAUUCCAGAUAUUGGAGAAACUUUAGCAAAAGAACUAAUGUUAAUGUUCGUGCAGCAAUUCAAUCGCAAAGAUUACGUGUCCUGCGGAAAUAUCCUUCAAUGUCUGUCCAUUUUAUUUCUUUAUGAUGUAAUUCAUGAAAUCGUGAUCUUACAGAUUCUAUUGCUACUCCUUGAAAAGAAUUCUUUACGACUGGUCAUUGCCGUGAUGAAAAUAUGUGGCUGGAAACUUGCACUUGUCAGUAAGAAAACCCAUGAUAUGAUUUGGGAGAAGUUAAGAUAUAUUUUGCAAACACAGGAGUUAUCUAGUACACUACGUGAGUCGUUAGAGACUCUGUUUGAAAUAAGGCAAAAAGAUUAUAAAUCUGGGUCUCAAGGUCUGUUUAUAUUGGACCCAACUAGUUACACAGUUCAUACGCACUCCUAUAUUGUUAGUGAUGAGGAUGAAGCCAACAAAGAACUGGGAAAUUUUGAAAAGUGUGAAAAUUUCAAUGAACUAACCAUGGCGUUUGAUACGCUACGACAGAAGCUGCUGAUAAAUAAUACGUCCGACACAAAUGAAGGUAGUAACAGUCAAUUACAAAUCUAUGACAUGACAUCUACCAAUGAUGUCGAGUUUAAAAAGAAGAUUUAUUUGGUUCUGAAAAGUUCAUUAUCAGGUGACGAAGCGGCUCACAAAUUGCUAAAAUUAAAGAUUGCGAACAAUUUGAAAAAAAGCGUGGUAGAUAUAAUCAUCAAAUCUAGUUUGCAGGAAUCUACAUUCUCUAAAUUUUAUUCUAUUUUGUCCGAACGUAUGAUAACGUUCCACAGGAGUUGGCAGACAGCUUACAAUGAAACUUUUGAGCAGAAUUAUACACAAGAUAUCGAAGAUUAUGAAACUGACCAACUGCGAAUCUUAGGUAAGUUUUGGGGACACUUAAUAUCUUAUGAAUUUCUUCCAAUGGACUGUCUUAAGAUAAUUAAGUUAACUGAGGAAGAAUCGUGUCCUCAAGGAAGAAUUUUCAUCAAAUUUUUAUUUCAAGAGCUCGUAAAUGAGCUCGGAUUAGAUGAGCUGCAAUUAAGGCUAAACUCCAGCAAGCUUGACGGAAUGUUUCCGCUGGAAGGAGACGCCGAACAUAUAAGAUACUCCAUAAAUUUCUUUACUGCCAUAGGAUUGGGCCUGCUCACAGAGGACAUGAGAAGCCGGUUGACAAUUAUUCAAGAAGUUGAGGAUGCAGAGGAAGAAGAAAAAAAAUUGAGAGAAGAGGAGGAACUUGAAAAGUUACGGAAGAAGGCCAGAGAGUCACAACCAACCCAAGGGCCAAAAAUUCACGAAUCCAGGUUAUUUUUACAGAAGGACACCAGAGAAAAUAGUAGAUCAAGAUCGCCAUUCACAGUGGAAACAAGAAAACGUGCUAGAUCCAGAACUCCACCAAGAGGAUCGAGAAACCAUCGUAACAGAUCCAGGACUCCGCCUGCAAGAAGGCAACGGCAUAGAUGA